CCCGAGCUAAUCACUCCGUCUCUUCCUUUCCUUUCCCAUUUCCCUUCCCCUUCCGCCCGCCGAACACGCACGCCUCCGCUCCAUGCUGCAUCCUCCCACCGACGCGACGCGCGCCGCCCACCUCCAAGGAACUCUUCUCCUGUAGCCUUCCUCCGCCUUCUAGUCGACUGGCGUGGGGGUGGAGAUCGGCCCGGGAUUGGACUGGCUUCUUCAUUCGCUGGUGGAUGUCAAUUGGUUGUGUAGUUGAAGACAACAAACUUCAUUGGUCCUGAGAGGAAGAAGUAAUGAUCCGCCCAGGCUCUAAGGAGUCACAAAAUUAUGAUAACAAUAGUCAGAAAGUGCAUCCUCAACCAAUUGAUGAAAUUAUGAAUCAGAACGGGGACUCGAUGGACACUAUGAUUGGAAGGAUAUUCAAUGACAUAUCCUCUUUAAAAUCUGCAUACAUUCAGCUGCAGGAAGCCCACACCCCAUAUGACCCAGACAAGAUCCAAGCUGCUGAUAAGCUUGUCGUAGAGGAGCUCACGAAGAUUUCAGAACUCAAGCAUGCUUACAGAGAAAAAAAUCCUAAGCCUGUAGCUGCAUCACCUCAAGAUUCACGCUUGCUUACUGAAAUACAAGAGCAGCAGAACUUGUUAAAAACAUAUGAGGUCAUGGUAAAGAAGUUCCAGUCCCAGAUCCAGACUAGAGAUACUGAGACUACCCAUUUACAGCAGCAAAUUGAUGAGGCUAAACUCCGAAAAUCGAAGCUGGAGAAGAAACUGAAACAAAGGGGCCUACUUAACAAGGAAUCUGAGGAAUCUGAUGAAGAAGAGAGCUACUUUUCCAUUGAGUUGACACCAAGUUUGUUUACAUCUGCUGUUGAUAAUGUGUACCAGUCGAUACAUGACUUUUCGAAGCCCUUGAUCAACAUGAUGAAGGCUGCAGGGUGGGAUCUUGAUGCCGCUGCUAAUGCAAUUGAACCUGCUACAGUUUACACAAGAAGGGCUCACAAGAAGUAUGCGUUUGAGUCCUAUAUUUGCCAAAGAAUGUUCAGUGGCUUCCAAGAAGAGAGCUUUUCUGUGAAGGGCUCUAAUAUUACUGUUUCGAAUGAGGUUUUCUUCCAUCAGUUCCUUGCGGUACGAGCCAUGGAUCCUUUGGAUGUCCUGAGCCAAAACCCUGAUUCAAAUUUUGGAAAGUUCUGCAGAAUCAAGUACCUAUUACUUGUUCACCCAAAAAUGGAAGGUUCUUUCUUCGGUAACAUGGACCAGAGAAACUAUGUCAUGAGCGGUGGCCAUCCAAGGACACCUUUCUAUCAGGCAUUUCUAAAGCUAGCGAAGUCCAUAUGGUUGUUGCACAGGCUGGCAUACUCUUUCGAUCCUAAGGUCAAGGUCUUUCAAGUGAAAAAAGGAAGUGAAUUCUCAGACAUUCACAUGGAAAGUGUUGUCAAGGACAUCAUCUUAGAUGAAGGCGCAGCCAGGCCUAAAGUUGGCCUGAUGGUGAUGCCUGGUUUCUUGAUCGGGACUAGUGUCAUACAGUCUCGGGUGUAUCUUUCAGAUGUCAAGUCCGCUGACUGAAGAUGCGGCAGUUACAUGAGGAGAUUGAGGGAUCUUUGCAUCUCGGGGGUCAACUAAUUGCAUCAGAUAAGGUGGAGGAUCAUGUGUCUGUCUUGUAUGUGAUGCUUUAUGUUGUCCCCAAAAUGCUAUUCCUGUGAAAUGUGGAUAUCAAUGCCUUUAUGAAAAACUUCAAUGGCUUUCUGUUAUUUUCAGGACUAUAAUAUCUAUUUCUCUUAAGUUAGAUGUUCUUGUGGUAUGUAAUUCUGUCCGAUGUUUGGUUGGUGCAUGGUAUCAGUGUGGUUUGACAAUAUAUGUGAUGAUUGUACGCCCCUUUCAUCUGACACAUUUUUGCCUAAUCGGAUGAUUUUAUUGUCA
This is a messenger RNA of Phragmites australis (common reed), 1907 nucleotides long. Its product is annotated as protein GRAVITROPIC IN THE LIGHT 1-like. The record is from RefSeq and is a predicted model, not a curated record. Gene Ontology annotation, biological process: response to red or far red light; negative gravitropism. Lineage: Eukaryota; Viridiplantae; Streptophyta; Magnoliopsida; Poales; Poaceae. Bases 285 to 1553 code for a protein of 422 amino acids. The transcript has 2 exons.